AUGUCGGUUCUCAGCAGUCAGGCGGCCUCCAAAACGAAGCUUUACUCUUCGACCAUAGUAAAUCUAUGGAUCCACGACUCCCAAGGUACUCCGGGCUCCAAACCGGAAGUCCUCUUCAACCCAGAAGUCUUCCACGGAAAUGCCUCUCCCGGAGACCUCGUUCAACUUACACCUUGGAAGUCGAACUCUAAUUCUCACGAAGCUCUGGCCACGCUGAAAGCAGGCCUGGAAAACUCGGGUUCGGGGUUCGGGAGCGAUAAUGAUGGACCUAGAAAAAAUGGGAAGGAAGGCGAUAAUGGCUCCGAAAAUCACCAUGCACACUAUUUAUUUAUCAUACCAGAAUGGAAUCCAGAUGAACGUGCGAGGCAGUCUGGCCUCCAGCUUUCUGUCGCACAGCAUGUCGCGACCAAGUUCAAAUUGUUGCCCCGAACCAAAGUAAAACUGACCAUAGUUGAUAAAGUCAUGCAUGAGGCCUCUCAUGUUGAAAUUUCUUUCCGCGACCAGUACUUGUCACGGUCAGAUAUGUGGAGACUGGCGGCGAAUGAGCUCGCUGGCAAAUGCCUUUACUCCUCACGAAGGAUCAACUUUGUCGGAGCUAUCAAAGCCCAGAUCCAUGGUAUCUGGAUCCGAGGGCAGAAAGUACAAUCCGCCUACUUCUCUUCUAAAACCCGGCCCAUUUUUCGAUCCUCAUCGGCAAGGUUCGUUCUUUUCGUUCAGAUGUCCAAGGAGAUGUGGCAUUUCGAAAAUGAAGGGAAGGGCGAGAUUCUUUUUAAUAAAAUGGUUAACGGUUUCCUCCCUGAGUUAUUCAAAAGGUGGAAGAGACUAAACGCCCGCCAUCUCGUCAGCAUCGUUCUUUUCACACGCAUUGUUUAUGACGGCGACGUCAAAAUUGGGGUUAUGGAAGCAGGGGACGAGCAUACUGCAAUGACAGCGUUCCGAAAACCACUUCAGUAUCGUGACUUCUUCCGGGUUGUCGUCACGCACAGAGAGAGUGAAGAUUGGACUGUUAUUCUCCAUCAGCUCAAAAAGGAAUUUGCAGUGUUCCUCAAGGACAUCUUGGUCCAACCAACAAGAGCUCCUUUAGAUACUCAUAUCGAGCAGCCGGUUAGCCCCGGUGGUACAGCUCCUACACCUGAAGACCCUUUCCCAGAGUCGUACGUUAUUCGUGGAGAACCUUCAACGUCAAUCCAAGGAAAUAUCUUGGAAGCUAUCAAUCUUGCUUGUAAUCAGUUUUCCCGGGAUCACGUUGAUCGAGACCUUGUUCGAACCGGGAUUUCUAUAAUAAUUAUUACCCCGGGAACAGGUCACUUCGAGAUUGACUAUCAGAUGCUUCAAAUGACCACAGAAAAUUUGGUAUCCAACGGGAUAGGGAUCGAUCUCGUUUGCCUCUCGCGACCUCCUUUGCAUAGCACCCCUCUGUUCAGAUAUAAAAACCCGAAUCUUCAAAAAACACCCGACCCACGCUCCCCGGUCACCUCAAGGUCUCGAGCUGGGACCCUUAACGACUUCGGAAAACGAUCCGGCACAGAAACUCCGCACGAUGCCUCCGGCCAUGGGGGAAGACGCAUGUCGAAUGCGACCAUCGCGGGUAAACUUGCAGACGCACUGAACAGUGGAAUAACAGAUGAACAUAUGGUAGACGCAUUAGGUGACGAAUACCUAUAUGCUGUCCCUCAUUGGAUUGAUGUCUCAUUCUGGUCUAACUCAUCGGAAAGAAAAUCUCGCCAUCACCGAAUGCAAGCUGCUGCAAGGAGCAGAGCCUCCAAUGUCACCGGUCUUACUAGUCAUACAAGGCAAAAGAAAAGCUCAAACUUCAAGCCGAGAUGUAAAAUGUACGAACUUCAAAUGAUGGGAGUAAUGGAGAACGAAGUGGCCAAUAUCAGUAUCCCAUUUCUCCAUGAAAAUCCUUUCUUUGUGCCAUAUGAAGAUCAUACAAAGCAUGAAGAAAAGCGACUCAUCGAGGGCGCCAACGAAAGGAAAGAACUUGCUGCCGAAGAAAAGAAACGAGUGGAAGCUGCGAAGAAACACGAAAAGGCAAUGCAAGGCUACAUGGACAAAUAUGAUGAUUAUGCCUUCAGGCCGUUGCAUGAUAUUCUGAGUGCACAAGACGAGGCUAGGUAUCAGAGAGUCUUUGAAGACCAACAACGAAUCGACGAGAUUGUUCAGGAAGACCCAAAUGUUCUCAGUACAAGUUUUCGGAGCAAUGUGUCUCGAAGAAGCCUUGGCCCAAAUACUGGAGCAUUCUUCGAUCGUCAAAUGAAACAGCGGAGGCCUAGCCUCGAAUCUCCAAACGAAACUGCAGAGCUCGCGACCUCGACGGAAGAUAAGGAAGUUGUUGAAUCAAAACCUCUCCAUAAAGCACUUCCAAUAAUUUCAAAAGAGGAUCCCAAACCCGAGUCAAAAACCGAUAAGAAUAAGCUUGCGAGGGGUCUCCUUGGAUCUGGUGGAUUUAAAGUCUUCGGGUCAUCAUCAAAGGCUGCCCCAAGUGCGGCAACAAGCGCGGCGACCCAUUUCCCCAUCCUUACAAGAGGGUUUACACCCGCUGCUGUAACGGCUCGGACUUCGAUUAGUUCUACGAGUGGUGGAUUCCUAUCGAACGCAAUAUUCUCUCCAGACCUCUAUAUUAGGAACAAUAGUACAGUGUCUGUUAGUCAGGCCUCACUCAAUGACGGCAAGGAUUCUGACACCAAGUCUCUAAAUGACUUUUCCUUAAACACUCCAAAACCAAGCAGACCUAUAGCUAUUCGAAAUACAACCUUGGACAUUAAAGAAGAACCUAAACCACCAUCUGCCAUGGCUUUGAGCCCAACAGAGAGACGUCAAGGGAUUGCUCUGCGUGAAGGAAGGCUUUCAAAAGGAGGCCAGAUCGAUACUCUAAAGGCAGCCUCCCAAGCCAGACUCGCUGCCCCAAGACUUGACUUGACGCAGACCUCUGGUCAGCUAAGUGUCGCACCAACUGCAAGCCCAGCAUCGUCAAUCCUUCCUUGGCUUACGAUACUGAAUCCUUCUAACCCCAAGAAAGCACAAAUGAACGCUAAAAACCAAUUUCGUCGAUGGCAGCAUGUCUUCCCCCGGCCCCUUAGGGUAUCAACGAUGAAGUGGAAAUCAUUAUGUUCACCAGCAGCCCUCCCCCUUACAACCGAAUAUUUCCCAACUCUUGAGCAACUUGCCAACGAGUACUCUGAGAGUCCUUAUGUUAUUUCUCAGAACGAUGACGAUGAUGUUGAGGAAAUCAGUAGGAACCGAAAGGAACUAGUAAGAGAAAUGGUAUCGCAGAGAUUGUCCCGCGGAUUUCAGAUUGUCGUUGGUGCCGCAGUCCAAGAGGCUACCGUAAACCGGAUUGGAGAGCCAGACAUUUUCGCUAUGAACUAUAUGGGCAAAGCGGGGUCAUCGGUUUAUAUGUCUAUGGGACCGCAUAUCCACCAGCUUAUUUGUGACGAGGAGUAUAACGUUGAGGUUAAGCGGUACACCCGAAAACCGGUGGGCCAGAGAAAUGGUGGAGCAGGCCUAGCACCUAUUAAGUAUAAUGCAUCAGUUCGAACGAACUAUUCCGAAACAUAUCAGCCUUUGACUGUAGUAUUUAAACCACCACAAUACGACUAUAGCUGGAACUAUGUGGAUAGGUAUAUCGGAGGAUAUGAAGAGGACUUUGUGGAGCCAAUGCGAUUCUGGAGGGCAAGAUUCAUUCUUAUUCCAGUCGACCUGCCUCCCGGGACCGGUCUACAACGGCGGCAAACUAUUACGGGAAUUCCUCAGGAGGACCUCAACGACGAAGAGAUCCGGCUCGAAGGUAUUCAAAAACUUACACAACUCUUCCAGAGACAUCGUUACGUCCCUCCUGAAGAGCGCAGAUACCAAAGGACAAAGAAAGGAAAGGAUGACAACCCUCUCGAAAUUGUCUUCAAAACGGCAAAUCCAUCCGUAGUGGUAGCAAAGGAGGUUGAGAGUCUACCCUUGAUUAGUGAAGCAGACACCAAUGCUCGCCGACAGCAUCUGAUUACGGGAUCAGAUAUGUUCGAGAGAAGUGGUAUGCGGCUACCUACCCUAGCACAAGAAUUGCAGGGACUAAGAGGGAUCCGCCUCCAGGAUCGGAGAUGGCAUCUAAGGCUCCAUUAUAACUGUUUCAUCGGUUCUGAAUUUGUCACAUGGAUGCUUUUAAAUUUUAAAGACCUUGACACAAGAGAGGAAGCGGUUGAAUACGGAAAUGACCUCAUGAAAGAGGGGCUCUUCCAGCACGUGGAGCGAAGACAUGCCUUCCGUGAUGGCAAUUUCUUCUACCAGCUUCAAAGCGAAUACGUGGCUGCUCGCCCCAUGUCUCGAGGUGGUUGGUUCGGUGGGCGUAGCUCAAAGCCAUAUAACCUUGGUGAUGUCGAUCUAAUUCCUGGGUCGCUGAGCCGCGCGAGAUCCAAUUCCGUUAUUGGAGAUAGUAUCUAUUUUAACAGUACAGAUUCAUCGUCUAGUAUUCAAACGCCCAAGCAAAAGGCGAGAGUCGCUCUAAGUAAGGUCAUGAAGUACAACAUCGACCCUGGAAAAAAAUCAUACCGCCCAGAGAUCGUCAACCUCCACUACGAUAGAGUUCACAACCCAGAGAAUUGCUACCAUAUUCGUAUCGAAUGGCUCAACGUUACUGCGAAAUUAAUCGACGAUGCGCUGACGACAUGGGCCAAAACUGUGCACCGAUACGGACUAAAACUCGUCGAAGCACCAAUCGAUGAGAUAUGUGCGAUCACUGCAAACGACCCUUUCAGGUCACCAGUUAUCGCUCGUCUCUGUAUCCCGCCACCGAAUCACGCUAGCAUCGAUGGUUCAACCCCCACCCUGGCUACAAUAUAUCAAGACACAUUCUUCUACCACGAAGCCAUUCUCAAGAGAUUCAAUUUUGUCCUAGACCUUGAGGCUGCGAAAAACUUCCCUCAAGAUGUAGAGGUGUCAUACUCAUGGGGCAUGCCAAACUAUCGAUAUACCCAGUACAUCCACCGCACCGGUGUAAUAUUUGCACAGAUCACCGAUUUGGGCGAUUUUCUACUGCUUGCAAACAGGCUUUUUCAGGCACGGGGGGGCGCCGAGGUCAACAAAUUUGACAACAACAACACUGGGAGAGACGACCGGCGUGGGGAGAAUCGAAGUGCUAAAGGUGGCGGAGGGGGUCUGUUUAUGUCUACUUUCCCCCAUGCGCCUGCAUCGUCCUCAUUCACGGCAGGCUCAGGGUUCAAUCCGAUGGUAUCAUCGCAGCAAACAUUUGUCACUGCUGAGACUAUAAAAGAAGAACUGAUAUCCUUCUGCAAAGACCCAGAAAAACUACGGUCAUUCUAUGAGGAAAUCGAUACUAAGAGUGUGACUACGAUCCCCCCCACGCCUCACGUCGGUCCAGUUGGGGGUGCAGCAAGUGCACCUUUGGGACCUACAAUCAUCGGAAUUGCGAAUAUCCCAAGUAUACCAGGCGGGUUGUUUGGUACGGCGAGCCCUGGGAUGAGGGACCCUGUUAGUCCAGCGAUGUUGGCAUUAGGCAGUAUUAGCAACGCAAGUACAAGUAGUAUUAGUACGCUAACAGGAAACAGGAGUAACAUAAGUGUGUUCAGUGGGGAUAGGAGGAGCACAAGCCAGAGCUCUGGGCUCGCGGGUGAUAGGGAAAGGGAUAGUUGA
Messenger RNA from Orbilia oligospora ATCC 24927, 5643 nucleotides. RefSeq lists its product as uncharacterized. Gene Ontology annotation, cellular component: GATOR1 complex. Gene Ontology annotation, molecular function: GTPase activator activity. The record is from RefSeq and is a predicted model, not a curated record. The transcript is spliced from 3 exons. The coding region runs from base 1 to 5643 and encodes 1880 amino acids. Gene Ontology annotation, biological process: positive regulation of autophagy; negative regulation of TORC1 signaling; intracellular signal transduction. Lineage: Eukaryota; Fungi; Ascomycota; Orbiliomycetes; Orbiliales; Orbiliaceae.